Messenger RNA from Entrophospora sp. SA101, 2442 nucleotides. NCBI's taxonomy places the organism in Eukaryota, Fungi, Glomeromycota, Glomeromycetes, Entrophosporales, Entrophosporaceae. The record is from the annotation of a GenBank genome assembly.
AUGACUGAUGGUGGAAUGCUUCGUGAAUCACUUAAAGAACCAGAUCUUGAUCAUUAUAGUACUGUUAUAAUGGACAAAGCUCAUGAAUGUUCAUUACAGACUGAUGUUUUAAUGGGUUUAUUAAGACAAGUGAUUACACGUAGAAGGGACCUCAAAUUAAUUGUAACUUCAGCAACUAUGAAUACAGAAAAGUUUGCUGCAUUUUUUGGAAAUUGUGCUAUAUUUACAAUUCCAGGCCGUACUUUUCCAGUUGAUACUAUGUUUAGUAAAACUCCAUGCGAGGAUUAUGUUGACAGUGCUGUAAAACAAGUUUUAGAAAUUCAUUUAAGUCGCCCAGCUGGUGAUAUUUUGGUGUUUAUGACUGGUCAAGAGGAUAUAGAAAUAACAUGUCAAGUUAUUUCAGAACGACUUCAACAAUUGGAUAAUCCACCACCAUUGGCAGUUCUACCAAUUUAUUCACAAUUACCUGCUGAUUUACAAGCUAGAAUUUUUGAAAAGACAUCAGAUAAUGCACGUAAAGUGAUUGUCGCAACAAACAUUGCAGAAACCUCACUUACAGUUGAUGGUAUUAUGUAUGUGAUUGAUACGGGAUAUAACAAAUUAAAAGUUUUUAACCCCAAGAUUGGUAUGGAUUCACUGCAAAUAACACCAAUCAGCCAAGCAAAUGCAAAUCAAAGAUCUGGACGUGCUGGACGUACAGGUGCAGGAACUUGUUAUCGUCUCUAUACAGAACAAGCUUAUCAUCAUGAAAUGUUUAUUAAUACAAUACCUGAAAUUCAGCGAACCAAUUUAGCAAAUGUGGUAUUACUUCUUAAAUCUUUGGGUGUUAAAAAUUUAUUAGAUUUUGAUUUUAUGGAUCCUCCUCCACAGGACAAUAUUUUGAAUUCAAUGUAUCAAUUAUGGAUCUUGGGUGCAUUAGAUAAUACAGGAGAAUUAACACCACUUGGGCGUAGAAUGGUGGAAUUUCCAUUGGAUCCUUCAUUGUCCAAGAUGUUAAUUGUAUCUCAAGAGUUAGGCUGUACUGCAGAAAUUUUGGAAAGAGUAGAGCAUAGUGAUGCUGCUAGAGAAAAAUUUUUUGUACCAGAAAGUGAUCAUUUGACUUUACUACAUGUUUAUACACAAUGGAAAUCUAAUGAGUAUCAAUGCGUAAGUAAGGCUCAAGAGGUCAGAUCACAAUUAAUAGAUAUUAUGAAAGCUGAAAAAAUGGAAUUAGUGUCUUGUGGCACAAACUGGGAUGAAAAAAAAGGAUUAGAAACAUCUGAAUUUUCAUUAGAAUCAGAGUCUUUGUCAGAAAUGAUACUUAAUUCUUCACCAGAAUUAUUGGAAUUAUUUGAAAACAAUUCCUAUAGUCAUUACAGAUCAAAUCGAACAAAUCGUGAACGUGAACAUGAGCGUGAACGCUCUUCAUCCAGUAAAAGCGAAUGGGAAUGGGAUUCAACACCCUCAAGAGCUAGUACACCAAGAAUCAUUGGAGGUUUAGUUUCACGAAAAGAUUAUAAACCACCGCCCAAAGAUUUUCCUACUCCUCGUCUUGCCUCUUUUGAUUAUGAUGAAAUAGAAUAUAGACAUCAUAAUGAGGAAGAUUAUACUGGGGCAGAUCUUGAUAGAAUUGAAUGGGAAUUAGAACAGAAAAAACUUGAUAGAGAAUGGUAUAAUAUUGAAGAGUCAUCAGGGACAAUUGAUGAUUCACAUAAUCCAUUUGGAGAUUAUACUGACAUAGUAAAAAAAAAAGAGGAGGAACUUGCUCAAAAACAACUUGUAUGUUAUAAAAAACAAUACAAUAAGGAUAAUGAGCUUUGGGAAACAAAUCGAAUGCUUACUAGUGGUGUUGCACAAAGAAGUACAGUUGAUCUGGACUUUGAAGAUUCUCGAGUUCAUUUACUUGUACAUGAUAUAAAACCACCAUUUCUUGAUGGUUGUAUGGUUUUUACUAAACAGUUGGAAGCUGUACAAUCUGUAAAAGAUCCCACUUCUGAUUUAACAGUAUUUGCUAGAAAAGGGAGUAGGCUAGUAAAAGAUAAAAGAGAUCAAAUUGAGUGUCAAAAGGCUUCUAAAAGUGUUGCAGAAGUUGCUGGCACAACAUUAGGCAAUCUAUUAAGAAUUAAAAACACUGAAGAAUUAACUACUGGUGAUUCUCAAUUUGCAACACAUCUGAAAGCAUCUGAAGCGGUAAGUAAUUUUGCAAGAUCAAAAACUUUACGUGAACAAAGAGAAUUUUUACCAGCUUUUGUAGUUCAUGAAGACCUUUUAAAAAUUAUUAGAGAUAAUCAAGGUUCAGGUAAAACCACGCAGCUUACACAAUAUCUUCAUGAAGAUGGUUACAGCAAGUAUGGAAUUAUUGGGUGUACACAACCUCGACGUGUUGCUGCAAUGUCAGUUGCAAAGCGUGUUAGCGAAGAAAUGGAUUGUAAGCUUGGAACAACAGUGGGCUAUGCAAUUUGA